AUGGAUUCAGGAAACCGAAUAACGACAGUAGAGAUGUCCAAUCCUCAUUUAAUAUUACACACGUUAGUAGUGUUACAUUUUUGCCUAAAUGUACUAUCACAAUUUCCACCUGCUCCGUUCCCAUACCCUGGACCACAAGGAACAGAUAUAGGUGGCCCAAUGCCACCAAUGGGACCAAUGGGACCUGUGUCUAUGGGGCAGAUGGGUCCUGUACCAAUGAUGCCAAUACCACCAUCUAUUCCAGCAAUGCCACACCGGAAAUUGCCUGUCGUCGUGAUGCCAUACUAUUCCAAACUAGCUGAUAAGAAAAGACACAUGAAGGUCCAUAGGAAAAGGAGACUGGGUCGUAAGAGAUUGGAGUAUGACUCCUCUUCAGAGGACAGCGAUUCAAAUGAUUCUUCAAACGAUUUUGAUUUCCGGACUACUAAACGUGGAGCCAUGCACAGAGGGAAAAAGAGGCAAGUGUUAACUCCUGUCGUGUCGUACGUAACUAAAGAUGGAUAUGUCGUCUACCAGAAGAAAAUAAAGAAGGAAAAAGCUAAAGAUUGGCUAGAAAUCGGUAAGAAGAAUAAUCGUUUUCAUGAUAGCAUUGAAAAAGAAGACGACAGUGAAGGAAUACAGUUGAGUGACUUGAAGAAUAAAAUUAGAUUUUCCAAAAAGAGCAGAACAGCACGUUAA
Messenger RNA from Achroia grisella, 678 nucleotides. RefSeq lists its product as uncharacterized. The record is from RefSeq and is a predicted model, not a curated record. Lineage: Eukaryota; Metazoa; Arthropoda; Insecta; Lepidoptera; Pyralidae. Bases 1 to 678 code for a protein of 225 amino acids. The transcript is spliced from 2 exons.